Molecule: messenger RNA, 2289 nt
Organism: Otolemur garnettii (small-eared galago)
Lineage: Eukaryota; Metazoa; Chordata; Mammalia; Primates; Galagidae
Gene: KSR1
Product: kinase suppressor of ras 1
Exons: 18
Coding region: 1-2289 (762 amino acids)
Biological process (GO): protein phosphorylation
Molecular function (GO): protein kinase activity; ATP binding
Source: RefSeq, a predicted model, not a curated record
AUGAACGAGGCCAAGGUCAAGGAGACGCUUCGGCGCUGUGGGGCCAGCCCUGAGGAGUGUAGUCGCCUGCAGUAUGCCCUCACCUGCCUGCGGAAGGUGACAGGACUGGGAGGGGAGCACAAAGAGGACUCAGGCUGGAGUAUGUCAGAUGCUCGGCGGGAAAGCUCCUCAGGGCCUUCCACGGACAGCCUCUCACCAGCCAGCCUGCCCUGGCCCCCGGGGAGCUCCCAGCUGGGCAGAGUGGCCAACAGCGCCCAGGGCCUGCGCUCCGUCUCCGUGUCAGCUCUGCCCUCCUCGGACUCCCCCACCCCUGGCCUCAGUGAGGGCCUCUCGGACACCUGUGUACCCCUGCACGCCAGCGGCCGACUGACCCCCCGCGCCCUGCACAGCUUCCUCACCCCUCCCACUACACCCCAGCUGCGCCGCCACUCCAAGCUGAGGCCACCACGGACGCCACCCCCACCCAGCCGCAAGGUCUUUCAGCUGCUGCCCAGUUUCCCCACACUCACCCGGAGCAAGUCGCACGAGUCCCAGCUGGGGAACCGCAUCGAUGACGUCUCCCCGAUGAGGUUUGAUCUCCCUCAUGGAUCCCCACAGAUGGUACGAAGGGACAUCGGGCUCUCAGUGACACACAGGUUCUCCACCAAGUCCUGGCUCUCACAAGUCUGCCACGUGUGCCAAAAGAGCAUGAUGUUUGGAGUGAAGUGCAAGCAUUGCAGGUUGAAGUGUCACAACAAGUGCACAAAAGAAGCCCCUGCCUGUAGAAUAUCCUUCCUUCCACUAACAAGGCUUCGGAGAACAGAAUCAGUCCCCUCAGACAUCAACAACCCAGUGGACAGAGCAGCUGAACCCCAUUUCGGAACCCUCCCCAAAGCACUGACAAAGAAGGAGCAUCCUCCAGCCAUGAACCACCUGGACUCCAGCAGCAACCCAUCCUCCACCACCUCCUCCACGCCUUCCUCGCCAGCGCCCUUCCCGACAUCGUCCAACCCUUCCAGUGCCACCACGCCGCCCAACCCCUCACCGGGACAGCGGGACAGCAGGUUCAAUUUCCCAGCUGCCUACUUCAUUCAUCAUAGACAGCAGUUUAUCUUUCCGGUGCCAUCUUCUGGCCAUCACUGGAAAUGCCUCUCUAUUGUAGGAAAUUUAAAGGAAAAAACUUUCAACAUCUCGACCUUCGCACAGGCAGCCCCGCUCCCCGAUGCUGCGGACAGCACCCGGCUCGACGACCAGCCAAAAGCAGACGUGUUAGAGGUUCACGAAGUGGAGGCUGAGGAGCCAGAAGCUGGCAAGUCAGAGGCCGAAGACGAUGAGGAGGAUGAGGUGGAUGACCUGCCAAGCUCCCGCCGGCCCUGGCGGGGACCCAUCUCCCGCAAGGCCAGCCAGACCAGCGUGUACCUGCAGGAGUGGGACAUCCCCUUUGAGCAGGUGGAGCUGGGUGAGCCCAUCGGGCAGGGCCGCUGGGGCCGGGUGCACCGUGGCCGCUGGCAUGGUGAGGUGGCCAUCCGCUUGCUGGAGAUGGACGGCCACAACCAGGACCACCUGAAGCUGUUCAAGAAGGAGGUGAUGAACUACCGGCAGACACGGCAUGAAAACGUGGUGCUCUUCAUGGGUGCCUGCAUGAACCCUCCCCACCUGGCCAUCAUCACCAGCUUCUGCAAGGGGCGGACACUGCACUCGUUUGUGAGGGACCCCAAGACAUCUCUGGACAUCAACAAGACGAGACAGAUUGCUCAGGAGAUUAUCAAGGGCAUGGGAUAUCUUCAUGCCAAGGGCAUCGUACACAAAGAUCUCAAAUCUAAGAACGUCUUCUAUGACAAUGGCAAAGUGGUCAUCACAGACUUUGGGCUGUUUGGGAUCUCGGGUGUGGUCCGGGAAGAACGGCGGGAGAACCAGCUGAAGCUGUCCCACGACUGGCUGUGCUACCUGGCCCCAGAGAUCGUGCGCGAGAUGACCCCUGGGAAGGAUGAGGAUCAGCUGCCGUUCUCCAAAGCUGCUGACGUCUAUGCUUUCGGGACUAUUUGGUAUGAACUUCAAGCAAGAGACUGGCCCUUUAAGAACCAGGCUGCAGAGGCCUUGAUCUGGCAGAUUGGCAGCGGUGAAGGCAUGAAGCGAGUCCUAGCAUCUGUCAGCCUGGGGAAGGAAGUCAGCGAGAUCCUGUCUGCCUGCUGGGCUUUUGACCUGCAGGAGAGACCCAGCUUCAGCCUGCUGAUGGACAUGCUGGAGAAGCUGCCCAAGCUGAACCGCCGGCUCUCCCACCCUGGGCACUUCUGGAAGUCAGCUGAGUAA